AUGGUGAACGAAGCGGUGGACGUAAACAAGUUGGAGGCUGAAGCAGCGAGUCUCACGAACGUGACGUCCGAUGGAGAUGCUUUACCAACUACUGAAGAGUCAUCGGAAGCUGUGGAUGCUGAAAUUGAAGACAUGAAACGUCGUGUAAAGGAGAUGGAAGAAGAAGCGGCCAAACUAAGUGAGAUGCAGUCAGAAGUUGAGUCUCAGAUGGGGAAUUCGUCUUCAAACCACAAUGAGAUCAAUGGAAAUACAUCGGGAAAUGCUCAGACAUUACAGAUGGAAGACAUGUCCAUUUAUAUUGGUCAAGUGGACUAUGGUAGUACACCUGAAGAGCUUCAGGCUUUGUUCCAAUCUUGUGGUACCAUUAACCGGGUUACAAUCCUAUGUGACAAGUUUACGGGUCAACCAAAAGGUUACGCGUACAUUGAGUUUGCUUCUCAUGAUGCUGUAGAGAGUGCUCUUUUGUUGAAUGAUACAAUGUUUCGUGGUCGAAAGCUCAAGGUUACACCCAAGAGGAUGAAUGUGCGUGGAUUCAACAUGUCCCGUGGAGGACGAGGAGGUCGUGGACGAGGAAGGGGACGCGGACGUGGACGUGGACCACCUCGUGGAGGAUUCCGAGGUGGGAGAGGACGUGGUUUUCAUCCGUACUACUAG
Molecule: messenger RNA, 654 nt
Organism: Peronospora farinosa
Lineage: Eukaryota; Oomycota; Peronosporomycetes; Peronosporales; Peronosporaceae
Source: the annotation of a GenBank genome assembly